Oppiella nova is the source of this 1228-nucleotide messenger RNA. The record is from the annotation of a GenBank genome assembly. NCBI's taxonomy places the organism in Eukaryota, Metazoa, Arthropoda, Arachnida, Sarcoptiformes, Oppiidae.
AUGUAUCGCUCAAUCAUUCAUUUUGGUAUCACUUCCAGACUUCCAGACUUGUAUUCCCAGAAGGAUAUGAUUAUUAAAGUGAAAAAUUUCGGUAUAAGCACUGGAAAACAGGACUCGCAAUCAGUUUGCGGAUUUGUCUUCAAUAGCACCGAAAGGACGAACGGGUCGUUCACAUCGCCAAACUAUCCCGGUCUCUAUCCGCGCGACACUGAAUGCCAUUACUUUUUCUAUGGAAACGCAUCGCAAAAAGUUUACAUCACUUUCGCUUACUUUGAUGUGGAAGGGGUCACGCCUUGCACGACAGAGACGGCCAGCGAUUACGUCGAGUUCUCCAACUAUAGGACAGUCGACCGCAAACUGUCGCGACAUUGCGGUCUAAAACAGCCCAAAACCGUUGAAUCCGAGGGAGACUUCUUUCGGGUGACAUUCAAGACAAAUGACAGGUUUGACGGCACGGGCUUUGAGGCGUUUUAUCAGUUCAGGAGCCAAGAAGAUCCCUUUCACGUGAAAGUCAUGAGAGCGUCGUCGGCCUCAAUGGCCACCGAAUCUCUUGUGCUGACAGUACUCUCGAUGGCGUUAAUUGUGAUAUCAUUUGUAAUCAAAUCUUAUUCUUACAAUAAGUGAAGAUUUCAUUACAACACACAUAAUAAUAGAGACAAUAAUAAUAAUAAAUUUGUUAUAAUAUAUACGCUUUGAACAAAUCUAAUCAAAUCUCUAAUCAACCGAUUCUUGGAGUUAAAUACAGUAAAAUCAACGCUAACUCCGAUUCUCGAAGAAUAUUCUUCAAGAAUAUCCAAAAACUCUUCUUCCAAAGCCAGAUGUGCCUCUCAAUUGUUAUACUAUUUUCAUAGACUAUAAACAGAUGGAACUCCAUGUACUGGUCUUAUAUAAAAGUAGGUGUCGGCGCUGUAUAGCUGAUAGGAUGUGCUCUUUCUCUGUUAUAUCACUCAUAGAGAAUGGUUAGACACGACUGGAUGUGCUUUUCUCUGGUCAUACACACAACUCAUACAUCAAAAACACAUCUUAUUAACAAACUUUGUAAACACAAACUUUCAAUCGACCAAAAACUUUAUUAUCGCUUAAAUAGUUAGACCAAAAACUUUUUGUAAAUAUAAUAUUAUAAAAGCAUUAUAUUUAAAACAUGAAAUCAUCACGUUCAUUUACUUUUAAACAUCACGGUUAAACACUGGACAUAUACAGUUCACACAAAAAGUUUCUAAUCAGCUUU